Molecule: messenger RNA, 770 nt
Organism: Drosophila serrata
Lineage: Eukaryota; Metazoa; Arthropoda; Insecta; Diptera; Drosophilidae
Product: putative nuclear transport factor 2 pseudogene
Source: RefSeq, a predicted model, not a curated record
UCUGUUCCUUCAGUCCAAGUAAGUAUGCCUUAACUGUCACUGAAACCUUGCUGUCGAAUAAGAUACAGAUCAUAAAGUUUUUCCGCAGUGAUUUGAAUCAACAUAGUUUCCUACCAGAACGUCAAGAUGUCUCUUAAUCUGCAGUAUGAAAGCAUUGGUAAGAAUUUUGUACAACAAUACUACGCCAUGUUCGAUGAUCCGGCAAAUCGUGCCAAUAUGGGUAACUUUUACAAUCCAACCGAUUCAUUUAUGACAUUUGAGGGCCAUCAAAUACAAGGAGCCGCCAAGAUUUUAGAGAAAGUUCAGAGCUUGAGGUUUCAGAAGAUUAGACAUAUUGUGACCACAGUGGAUUCGCAGCCAACCCUUGAUGGAGGUGUCCUUAUAAAUGUCCUGGGAAGACUCCAGUGCGAUGAGGAUCCACCACAUGCCUUUUCUCAGGUGUUUGUGCUAAAAGCCAAUGCCGGCAGUUACUUUGUGGGUCACGAAAUCUUUCGACUUAACAUUCACGAUUCUGCCCAAGUAUUCUGAUGACAAAAAUAAUAUUUAUAUAUGAUUUAUCUACACAAUAUUCAAGCCGUACUGGAAAUGUUCCUGAAGCCUUAAGAUUAAAUGAAUAUUUUGAAGUGCUUUCUCGGAUUUUGGAUUCGCCACUCUCCACUGGGUCAGCAUAGAAUUCCCCCCAAACAUUCCUCCAAGUCAUCGUUACUAAGCCUCAAAAUCCAAAUUUCUUACGAAUUUAUUCAUUCAUUUCUGUAAAACUUCAAAUUAUU